Molecule: messenger RNA, 1780 nt
Organism: Chroicocephalus ridibundus (black-headed gull)
Lineage: Eukaryota; Metazoa; Chordata; Aves; Charadriiformes; Laridae
Gene: SUCLA2
Product: succinate-CoA ligase ADP-forming subunit beta
Exons: 11
Coding region: 72-1463 (463 amino acids)
Biological process (GO): succinyl-CoA metabolic process; tricarboxylic acid cycle
Cellular component (GO): mitochondrion; succinate-CoA ligase complex
Molecular function (GO): succinate-CoA ligase (ADP-forming) activity; ATP binding
Source: RefSeq, a predicted model, not a curated record
CCGCCCCGCCCCGCCUCGGUGGUGGCGCAUGCGCGCUGGCAGGGGCACCUGAGGGCGAAGGGGGCUCAGUCAUGGCGGCCUCCAUCAUCUGCAGCCGGGUGUCGGCUGGGCUGAGGGGCAACGGCUUCCGCGCUGCGCUGGGCACCGCCACGGCGAAGGUACUUGUUGGAAGUCCAGGAAUAUUCAAUAAUCAUGGAUUUCAGGUGCAACAACAGCAACAGAGGAGGCUGUCGCUACAUGAAUACUUGAGCAUGGGACUGUUGCAGGAGGCUGGCAUUUCUGUUCCACACGGACUAGUUGCCAGGACGCCAGACGAAGCUUACAAAAUAGCAAAAGAAAUAGGUUCAAAGGAUCUUGUGGUAAAAGCACAGGUUUUAGCUGGUGGUAGAGGAAAAGGAACAUUUGAAGGUGGCCUCAAAGGAGGAGUGAAAAUAGUUUUUUCUCCAGAAGAAGCAAAAGAUAUCUCCUCCCAAAUGAUUGGAAAGAAGUUGUUUACCAAGCAGACAGGAGAAAAGGGCAGGAUAUGCAAUCAAGUAUUUAUCUGUGAGCGCAGAUAUCCCAGGAGAGAAUACUAUUUUGCAAUAACAAUGGAAAGGUCUUUUCAAGGUCCUGUGCUGAUAGGCAGUUCUCAGGGUGGUGUUAAUAUUGAAGAUGUUGCUGCAGAGAAUCCUGAUGCGAUAAUUAAGGAACCCAUUGAUAUAGUAGAAGGCAUAAAAAAGGAGCAAGCUGUUAGGCUUGCCCAAAAAAUGGGAUUUCCUCCUAAUCUGGUGGAUGAAGCAGCUGAAAAUAUGAUCAAGUUAUAUAAUCUCUUUCUGAAAUAUGAUGCUACCAUGAUAGAAAUAAAUCCUAUGGUGGAAGAUGCGUCAGGAGUUGUGAUGUGUAUGGAUGCAAAGAUAAACUUUGACAGUAAUUCAGCCUAUCGUCAGAAGAAGAUCUUUGAUAUGCAGGAUUGGACACAGGAAGAUCAGAGAGACAGGGAUGCUGCAAAAGCAGAUCUCAACUAUAUAGGAUUGGAUGGAAACAUAGGCUGUUUAGUCAAUGGUGCUGGUUUAGCUAUGGCCACAAUGGAUAUAAUAAAACUUCACGGCGGAACUCCAGCAAACUUCCUUGAUGUUGGUGGUGGUGCUACAGUGCAGCAAGUGACAGAAGCCUUUAAGCUUAUUACCUCUGAUAAAAAGGUACUGGCUAUUCUGGUAAAUAUUUUUGGUGGCAUUAUGCGAUGUGAUGUGAUAGCCCAAGGCAUUGUUAUGGCAGUAAAGGAUUUGGACCUAAAAAUACCUAUUGUGGUACGGUUGCAAGGUACACGAGUUGAUGAUGCCAAAGCUUUAAUAACAGCUAGUGGCCUCAAAAUCCUUGCAUGUGAUGACUUGGAUGAAGCUGCAAAAAUGGUGGUGAAACUCUCUGAAAUAGUAAGCUUAGCCAAACAAGCUCAGGUGGAUGUUAAAUUUCAGUUGCCAAUUUGAUCUGAGAAAUGUCAUGCCAAUGUCUAACAUGUUCUCUGAAAUACUGUGUUCUGUGGGAUAUUUUUCAUUUUUUUUUUUUUUGUGUGGAGGUUUUGAUUGUUUGACAGGCGCACAAACUGAAGUACCUGGUCUUUAAUGUUAACAUUCGGAAUGGUCAGAGUUCUUGUAAAAGCGUGUAUUGCUGAUCUUUAGUCCUUCUUAGUUGUUCUCAAGCCUCCAGCUUCUGCUGCAGAAUGUCACUUGCAAUAUACUUCUGCGUUGUCCAAAGCAAAGCUUCUGGUUGAAAAAUAAUUAUUCUGAAUAAAUUCUGAAGUUAC